This is a messenger RNA of Solanum stenotomum, 948 nucleotides long. RefSeq lists its product as uncharacterized. Gene Ontology annotation, molecular function: catalytic activity. The transcript has 2 exons. The coding region runs from base 1 to 948 and encodes 315 amino acids. Lineage: Eukaryota; Viridiplantae; Streptophyta; Magnoliopsida; Solanales; Solanaceae. The record is from RefSeq and is a predicted model, not a curated record.
AUGAGGGUGAAAUUAGUUUCAUGGAAUGUAAGGGGUCUAAACGAGGAAAAUAAAAGGGGAUUAGUUAGAAAUCUAGUUAGUCAAUGGGGGGCAAAUAUUUAUGUCUUAGUGGAAACUAAACUGACGGGUAACGUAAGUAGUCUAUUGCAUACUAUUUGGAACAAUAAAUGGGUGGGGGAGUUGCAUUUGGAAGCAGUGGGGAACAGUGGAGGGAUACUAAUACUAUGGGACAUUAGGGUCUGGGAAGGGGAGUUAGUAGAGAGUGGUGAGCAAUGCAUUUCUUGCAAAUUAACAAGUCAGAACCAGAAUUUAACAUGGUACCUGGCGACUGUCUAUGCGAAGUGCAAAAGAAUGGAAAUAAGGGAUCUCUGGUGUGAAUUGGGAGCCAUGAGAAGUCUAUGUGAAGGGCCGUGGGUAGUGUGUGGUGAUUUUAAUGUCGUCAGAUAUCCAUCAGAAAGAACAAACUGUUCAUCUAUCAAUGUGGCUAUGUUAGAAUUCUUUGAUUGUAUUGAUGAGCUGGAGCUUAUAGACCCUCAUUUAUUUGGAGGGUCUUUCACUUGGAGAAGAGGAGAGAACCAUACAACUGCAUCAAGGAUUGACAGAAUAAUGUAUUCUGCUCAAUGGGAGAAACUCUUCACCCUCAUUAGACAAUCAACUCCUCCAAAGUUGGUAUCUGAUCAUAACCCAGUUCUACUGACUUGUUUUGUCUUAGCUGAAAAGCUGAAACUCCUAAAAAGGAAAUUAAAGGAAUGGAGCAAGAAUAAUAGGAGCAACUGGAAACAACAAAAGGAAGAAAUCCUUGACAAAUUGUCCAAAUGGGAGAUCCUUCAGGAGCAAAGACCACUUACAAAUGAUGAAUUAAUGCAAAAAACAAAUUUGGCAAUGUCCUUUGAAGAAGUUGUCAAAAAUGAAGAGAUAAGAUGGAGACAAAGAUCUAGAAUACAAUAG